This is a messenger RNA of Bradysia coprophila, 451 nucleotides long. RefSeq lists its product as uncharacterized. The record is from RefSeq and is a predicted model, not a curated record. Lineage: Eukaryota; Metazoa; Arthropoda; Insecta; Diptera; Sciaridae.
UACGAUUGCAGAAACAAGAAUGUUAAAACUACUGACGACCGCCGUUAUUUUUUUGUCUGCGUAUGCAACGGCCUCACCACCGAAUUGCGCACACUAUCCACCUGGUUUCUUCGUUAACGAUCCGUCGAACUGCCAAGCUUAUUGGUAUUGUGCGAAUGCCCAAAGCCCACCACAACCAGGAAGGUGUGCAGUGCCCUUCAAUUUCGAUCAGGCCAAUCAAUUGUGCAACUUUCCGGAAGUAUUCCCAUGUUACGUAACCUCACCUUGUCCGAUUUGUCCGACGACAUGGGCGAUGACGACGCCAUUACCGCCGACGACGAUGAAAACGUUUCUCAGUAAAAUGGUAAAGAAUGCCCAAACAAACAAUGAGAGCAUAAAACAUAGUGAAGACCCGUCAAGCAGUGAACUCAAUGUAAUAAAAAAAAGUUUUGAAUAAUAAAAAGUAAUUACU